AUGGACCCAAGCGCCCACGAGACAGUAGAUGAGAGAGGGGAAGCCAGUCAUGCAUCGGCAUCAACACCACCACAACCUCAAACAGCACCUGCAGGCACGCAUGACGGUGUAGGGCAGCUUUCUCAGCAGCAGCGCGAGACGCGUGCAACUCAUCGAACAACUCAGACUGCUCCGCAAUCAGUUGAGCCUACCUUUUUCGGAGAAAUUGCAGGGACAGAUGGCCCUUCUCCGUAUGAGUCGUUGCAUUUGCGCGUGACCAGGGCGUAUGAGAGACAUACGUACCAGUACUGGUUCGUGGCCACACUGUCAAAUUCCCUGCUCUUUGUCCAGAUCGUCAUUGCGGCCAGUCUUACUGUACUGGGUGCAUUCAAUGAUCGCAGAGCUCGGACUGCAACAAUCUUCCUCGGUGCUUCCAACACAGUGAUCGCUGGUCUCUUGACUUACUUCAAGAGCCGCAAUCAACCCAACCGGGCCAGACAGUUCCGCAACGAUCUCGCCGCAGUCGUCGACCAGCUCAACGAUACGGAGGCGAAUUUCAGAAACCCCAACUGGCAGGGUGAUGAGUCUGCAGAGUUGCAGAAGAUCAGAGACGCCUACAAGCAGGCCCGGCUCGACGCUCAAGCGAACUACCCCGACCUCUGGGUAAAGGGGACGAGUCCGUAUAAUCCUAAUUAUACGCCGCCACUCGACACGGAUCCAAUAACAGGUGUCUCGGGGCUCCCGUCGCAACUCCAUCGUCAUCGUGGGCAGGUCUUUUCACCACCAGGUCCGUCAGCUCCACAGGGGUGA
Molecule: messenger RNA, 789 nt
Organism: Cladophialophora yegresii CBS 114405
Lineage: Eukaryota; Fungi; Ascomycota; Eurotiomycetes; Chaetothyriales; Herpotrichiellaceae
Exons: 2
Coding region: 1-789 (262 amino acids)
Source: RefSeq, a predicted model, not a curated record